AUGGCUCUGGAGGGAGCGAUCUGCGUGCCUCACGACUUCCACUGCGUUCACCUGCAGAUGAAGAAGCAGAAAGAGAAGAUGGGGGAGUCGUUGCAGAUGGCUUCCCAGAUCUACUAUAACUCACCUUGUAGUUCAUUGUGUAGUCUUCGUUUCUUUUUCUCAGAAAUGAAUCUGAGUGAGUCCUUCAGCCGCCGGUCGGUCGAGUACUAUGACGCAGAACCCACAAAACUGCUGGAGUCCAGCGAGGAAAACACCCGCAUGAUUAACCUCUGGGUGGCAAACAAGACCAACAACAAGAUUACAAAUUUAAUCAGUGAAGUGUCACCAAACGCUCAACUGAUCAUGAUCAACGCGGUGUCGUUCAGUGGUCAGUGGAAGUUUAAGUUCAAUGACAAACCAAAAAAAGGACUUUUCACAAAAUUCAGCGGAGACAUGGUAAGGGUUCCAGUCAUCCAAAGUCCGAAGUACCAGGCGACUAUGAUGUAUGUUCCAGAGCUGAAGGCACAGGUCGCGAGGUUUGCCCUCACGGGCGACAACAGUCUCUACAUCCUGCUGCCGCAUGCCAACAAACUGUCUGACCUGCAGCAGGUGGAGGAGAGGAUGACGGACGGAAACGUGCGCCGAAUGAUAGAGCAACUGAACGCAGCCUCCCCCCAGACACUGGAGGUCAAUCUGCCCCAAAUCAAGCUGGACGUGGAGCCAAACAUGAACGUGCUCUUCAAGAAAUUAGGCUUGUCUUCGCUUUUUGAGGGCGCCAGCCUGUGUGGCAUCUCCUCAGACGGUGAUCUGGUUCUGGAUGAGGCCAAACACAAAGCCUUACUCACCCUGUCCGAGCGAGGAGUCGACGCCAACGCUGCCACCAGCUUGUCGUUCUCGCGCUCCUUCCCUACCUUCAUCGCCUUGCGGCCUUUCAUCAUGCUGCUGUGGAGCGAUCAGGCUGACGUGCCGCUCUUUAUCGGCCGGGUGACGGAGCCAUAGGCGCCAUGAGGGGAGAAAAGCAAAUAAGCAGAAAAAAAAAAUGAUUAAUGGAGUCUGCCUGUCAAAGAGUUGAGAAUAAAUCAUGCAAGAUAGCAUCAUUUUUUUC
Messenger RNA from Fundulus heteroclitus (mummichog), 1084 nucleotides. Its product is annotated as plasma protease C1 inhibitor-like. Gene Ontology annotation, molecular function: serine-type endopeptidase inhibitor activity. The transcript has 5 exons. The coding region runs from base 1 to 978 and encodes 325 amino acids. Gene Ontology annotation, biological process: negative regulation of endopeptidase activity. The record is from RefSeq and is a predicted model, not a curated record. NCBI's taxonomy places the organism in Eukaryota, Metazoa, Chordata, Actinopteri, Cyprinodontiformes, Fundulidae.